Molecule: messenger RNA, 1271 nt
Organism: Rhizophagus irregularis DAOM 181602=DAOM 197198
Lineage: Eukaryota; Fungi; Glomeromycota; Glomeromycetes; Glomerales; Glomeraceae
Biological process (GO): meiotic DNA recombinase assembly; reciprocal meiotic recombination; DNA repair
Cellular component (GO): Rad51C-XRCC3 complex; Rad51B-Rad51C-Rad51D-XRCC2 complex; replication fork
Molecular function (GO): crossover junction DNA endonuclease activity; four-way junction DNA binding; ATP binding
Source: RefSeq, a predicted model, not a curated record
GUCAUAACAAUAAUUCUCACCGAUAGAAACGAUCUUGUAAUUGAUUCCAAUCAGUUGUUGGAUAAAGGAAAAUCUUAUUUAAGAAUUUUACGCGUUAUAUUCCGCAGUAUCUUUAAGUAUGAGCGCAAGGCUAGUAUCUUCCCUAAAUUUACGUCCAAGCACCCGAACCAAAUUACAAAAAGCCGGCUUUCAAACAGUUAAAGACUUGCAAGAAACUACUCCAAUAGAAUUGAGUAAAGAAAUCGGGAUAUCAAACAAUGAAGCAUUAAAUAUAUUACAACAAAUUAAAAAAAAUAAAGUUACAUCAAUAUCUGCUUCAGAAGCACUACAACAAGAACGUAAACUAUGUCCCAUAUCUACUUCAUGUGAAGCCAUGGACCAAAUGCUUGGUGGGCGGGGAGUUCCCGUAGGGAAAAUAACUGAAUUUUGUGGUGCUCCUGGUAUGGGUAAAACACAACUAGGGAUGCAACUAUGCGUUAAUGUCCAAAUACCACAAAAUUUAUCUGGUCCGGAAGGCGAAGCGAUAUUUAUAGAUACGGAAGGUAGUUUUAUCGCUCAGCGUGCUGCUGAAAUCGCAAGAGCUACGAUAAAUAAACUAAACGAAAAUAGUGUGACUGAAUGUGAUCCACCCAUGAAUUUCGAUAUCGUUAUGUCAAAAAUUUACGUGUCUAAAGUUCAUAAUUGUGAUGAGUUAAUCGCACUUAUAAAAGUUCUAGACGAAUUUUUACAGGAACAUCCACGAGUAAAACUUCUUGUUAUUGAUUCGAUUGCAUUUCAUUUUCGUCAACAAUUCGAUGAUAUGGCGCUUCGAACGCGGCUGUUAAACGGAUUAGCUCAGGAUUUGAAUAAAUUUGCUCAAUCAUAUGAGCUCGCAGUUGUUUUAUUUAAUCAAAUGACUACUAAAUUUAUAAUAUCUGGAAAAUAUAAUCUCAAAGAUCAGGCUGCUUUAGUCCCCGCAUUAGGUGAAAGUUGGGGUCAUCAAUGUACAAAUCGUAUAGUACUUUAUUGGCGCAAUGAAAUUCGUUGUGCACAACUUGUCAAGUCUCCGAGCUUACAAGAAACUACCGUACAUUAUCAAAUUAAUUCGACCGGUGUUCGUGAUUAUCAAGCAGACUCUCUUAACAGCAAAAGAAGAUGGGAAGAAUUAUAUGAUAUUUGAUAUAAAUAGCAAUUAUAAAAUAUUUGUCAAUAUAAUUAAUACAUACAUACAUGAGUUCGUUCCAAGUAAAAUUUUACUUAUUCUUGAUUAACCAGAAAAUUUACGCAGUUAC